AUGCAUGAAAUAUUUCACUGCUUACAACAGGCUUAUCGGAAGUUUCAUUUAAAUAAUUUCUUACCGUUUAUUGUACUGAUCUCAUAUACACUGAUUGGCGCUGCUAUUUUUCGUAAGCUCGAAUUGGAACUUGAUUUACGUGAAAGGGAGCUGUUCCGUAGAAGCUAUAACUAUGCUUUUAAUCAGAUAACAAAACGAAUAUUAGAACUGCGAUGCGAUGAUGCUGUGAUUAGACACGACCAAUCUUUACAAGUGAGGUAUGCAGAGGAAGCAGUUAACUGGUUUCUUGAUUACACAAAUUUGACAGGUGUCAUCCGUGAACGCAACGCUAGUAGUCCAUGGUCAUGGUACGGUUCGAUGUUCUAUGCCGGACAGCUGUACACUACAAUCGGCUAUGGCUUACCGGUGGCAAAAACUCUUGCUGGCCAAAUAGCCAGCAUAUUUUACAUUAUGUUCGGCAUCCCAAUAUUUUUAAUUAUUCUCAAAGAUGUUGGUCGAUUAUUGUCGCGAAGUUUUCGUAAAUUUUAUAAACGGUCACGAAGUACCGGAAAGAAAUUUGUAGGAGGUGUGAGGAAGAUAAGCGUCUCCAUGAAGACAUUAUACAAUCGUACCUAUUUACCAUCUACAACGGGAAGUCUUCAUUCAUCAUCCGUAAAAGAAGUAAAUUUAGAUCCAGAAUACUCACGAAAAUGCAUUUUCGAUCCCGAUCGCCUUAGCAAUGCUUAUCCUCUGGAUUGCACGGUUGGCUUGGGCGAUAUUGUUCCAGGUAACAAGGAUAUGAUGCUCGGUUAUUUUCUAUUAAUCCUCAUUGGACUUGCCUUGCUAUCAAUGUGCAUUAAUCUUAUUCAAGUAGCUUUAGAAAAAAUUCUUGGACAACUUCUACAGGAGUAUAUCGAUGAAAUUGAACGGGUAGCAGCUAUUGCGAAGAAGGAAGUCGAUUACGAUUGCAAAAUUCCUCCUUUCGAAGUUGGGAUGGCCAGUGGUUUACUAACGGUUCCGUUGGAGAAACAACAUAAAGCAAUGCGGAGUUUGCCAAAACGAUUUAAAGAAUGGAUUGCGGAGCGUAUCGCAAACAAUAUGAUUGAAUCACAACUUGCUGAAAUGAAUUCUGAUAUCGAAUCUGAAUCCGAAAUGUGUAUCCCAUUUCAACACCAAUCACAAGAGCAACAACAACAGUUACAAGAAUGUAGAAUCAGUCCGGAAGUAAUGCAAUUUUCAAGACCGACACUCCGAAGAGGUGAUUUAAUCGAUUAUCUAUGGAAGCACAUCCCAGCUAUUCGCACUGUGCAAGCAUUGGAAAAAGCAAAAUUUUACACCCCAAAUGAUAACUUUCAAUCAAUGCUGUUCAGCAAAUUUGUGGGGAACUCGAAACUAGAGCAGUUCAUGGACCAAGUUUGUCAACCGAUACCUCAUACACAUCAUGCCACUACACAAACCGACAUCAGGCAUUCUGCAAAUAUUGCUACUUUUGAAGAGGACAUACAUUUUUCCCGUGGUUUACGAGAUUCAUCGUUGAUUCGAUCAGAUAUCAGCCACCAAUCGACUCAUUCACUUUCAAACGCUUUUGAUGUUGAAAGUGUAUUGUCGGAUGCCUUUUGCGAUAUUGAAUUCACGGAAGCAUGCGCUCUGCUCGCAACCAGCGAUGAUUCUACUAGUAUCUGUGCAUCGACUACUUCUAAUCAAAUAGCUCGGCCAACAUCCAGGAACCCAGUUAAUUCAGCCUCAGAGUGGAAGUCAAAAUGGAAGCAAAUACCGAGAAAUCUGAGGACAAAAUCCUAUCAUGAUACGACAUCUUCUUACUCUGGUGAAGGGUCAACGACAGCUUUAUUACCUCCUCUAUCAAAUAUACAACUUUCGCAGAAUAGGAUUGGUUCACUGCCAUCAUCAUUCCAACGUUCAUCGUUGCAAUCGAUUCCCUCACUGUUUUUACGAAAGCACGAUGAUGAAUUAUAGCGAGUAAAGUCCUCAAGCUUAAUGACGAUGACCGACUUUCGACCUUCUGAAUUUUUGACGGAAGCUGUGGUAAAGAUUGUUUUGGAAAGGUUGUAAAUAAGAAAUUGUAACAAAGGUGCACCAUUAAGGAAGAAAUUAAAAUAUAAGGGUGGGAAAAAGGAGGA
Molecule: messenger RNA, 2117 nt
Organism: Loa loa (African eye worm)
Lineage: Eukaryota; Metazoa; Nematoda; Chromadorea; Rhabditida; Onchocercidae
Exons: 13
Coding region: 1-1953 (650 amino acids)
Biological process (GO): stabilization of membrane potential; potassium ion transmembrane transport
Cellular component (GO): membrane
Molecular function (GO): potassium ion leak channel activity
Source: RefSeq, a predicted model, not a curated record